GUCUCUUAGGUUGAACGCCGAUAUCGUGCCCUGCACUAUUACAUGCAUUUCUCAGCCUGAACUUGAACACAGCUUCUCACAGCACUUGCAAGUGUUCGGCACUCGAGUGGCCGUUUCUGCGCGUUUUCGAGUGAAUACUUUAUUGCAGGUUGCGGUUCAGUUUCAUGCCUAGCAGUCACACCUGAAAGGGAUUAAGCAGCGGCACUGGACAACUAGCGCUCCCUCGCGCUGCCUGCGGGCAGUUCUGAGUAAAUCUGAUGGUCCGCGUCCUUGAGACAUGUUCAUUUCAGCUGCUGCUGGUAGCAGCAUGCUUAGUUGGAGCGGCUAUGGGGGCGCGCCGGCUAGAAUUGCAAGACCAGAGCGCCGGGCCGGAUGCUCGCAGCAGCUCCCUGGAAGAUGACAUAUUCAUCCCCUUCUGGCAGCCGCCGCCGCCACGGCCCCCGCGCCCGCCCCCGCAGCCCGCGUCGCCGCCCUCCCCCCCAGCAAGUCCCCCGCAGCCUUCGUCUCCACCAUCUCCGCCACCGUCACCAGUGCCGCGUGAGCUGCAGUACAGUCCUUGGUACUGCGGCAUGCCGUUUCACGAAGACGACGGCUACUACGCCACCACCUCGGACGCCGCCGCCGCCUCGCCCGCCCCCCAGCUGCACUGGCUCACGGGCAUGUCCAGCUCCGGCGGCGUCGUACUUGAGUCCCUGCGCUCGUCGUACGACAGCGGCGCACUGGCCGGGCCGCAGCACGGCAGCAAUGCUACAGCCGCAGCCGCCGGCAGUAGCCGCGGUGCUGUCAUCGACCGCACGCUGCAGCUGCCGCAGACGGGGCCGGGCCGGGUGGAGUACGUGGCGGCCUGCUGCAGCGGCGAGGGGCUGUACGGCAACAGCGUGCAGCGGCUGAUGCUGUACACGGCGGGGCGGGAGCUGCUGGCGCUGGGGGGGCCGCCCAGGUGGUGCCGCACGCCCCUGCCUUACACACGGCUGCCGGAGGGCUUCCUGCUCGCGGGCGUGGAGACUCAGCGCCCCACCGCCCCCGGCGGCGGGACCUGGGUGCACCGCCUGCGCUUCGUGUUCGCACGGGCGCCCGAGCCCGCUGCCAUGCCCGACACGCCGCCCUCGCCGCCCUCGCCCGAUCCGCCCGAGCCGCCCAUGGAGCCGCUGGGUGCGGAGCCGCCUGGAACCGACUCGGGGGCCCGGCCGCCCGGGGCGGGUGGGGACCUGCCGCCCGGUGUGGAGCCGCCGGAGGCGAGCCCGCCGGAGGGCGCGCGGCCGCCUGACCAGGCCACGGACAUCCUGAUGAGCAAAUGGUACUGCGGCCGCGUGCCCGACUCGCCGUACACGUACAACGCACGUACGACGGAUCUGGUCCAGGAGAGCCUGCGGGACAUGGUCAUGGUCGGGAUCCGCGGCGGCGUGGCCUGGCCGCCGUACGACGGAUCCGGGUACGAAGACACCAACGACCUGACCGGAUCUGGAGCCAACGCAACGGGUGGCGGCGCGCCGCCGCCGCCUGCCAAUGGUCGUACGGCAGGGCUGCUGUCGUGGCUGCAGUCAGUGUACGAACCCGGCGGCGCCAUGGGGCCGCAGCACGGCACGUACUUUGACCCGGCGGGCGGGCAGGACGCGCCGGUCAACGGCACUUGCCGUGGGGGCCCGGGCAGCACCUGUGCCGUGCGGUUCGACGCCACGGGGCCCAAGCGGGUGGUCGCCUACAGCACCUGCUGCGCCGGCCGCGGCCAGGCGCACGGCGUGCAGCGGCUGUUGCUGUGGACGGCGGACGGCGGCCUCCUGUCCGUAGGCGACCCGCUCGGCUGCCCCGCCUUCCAAACCGUGGGAGCCGUGCCCUCUGGGUACCGCAUUGCCGGCAUCGAGACCGGAUCCACCACGUACGGCAAAUACUCGGGCCUCAUCCACCGCGUGCGCUUCAUCAUCAUGGCCGAUUACUAUCAGGGCGGCGGCGGCGGCAGCAGUAGCGCUUCGCCGCCGCCGCCCGCUCCGCUACCGUACGGCGGUUACGGCGGUUACGGCGGUUACGGGGGCGGCUGCGCGCCGCCGCCGCCGGGUUGUGGAGGCUACGGCGGUUACGGCGGUUACAGUGACUACGGCGGCGGUGGCAGCUAUGCGCGGCCGCAGCGGUUUGUGCCGUUGUAGGCACAGCAUCACGGCACUCGUUGGUGAGCAUUGUUGGGUCGGUAUUGGGAAAGGCGCAUACAACAACGUGCGGUAGUCGGGAUGGGGGCGACGCACGCGGGCAACACUACUGUGGCCUGAGAACCGCGCCGCUGGGGCCGAAGGUGGUGUUGGGGUGCUGAGCAUGCGGGUGGGGAACGCAGGGGUGCUUGCCAGUGGGAGAUGAACUUGCUGUGUACUGUGCCAACAACGCUUCACUGCUGUGGGUACUGUUUUACGCAUUUGCAUACAUAAGAUAGGACGCACGGAUAGGGCGUGGUGCCCGGGAUGUGCCAGGAGCUUUCCUCAGUGCCGUAUCGGCGCACGUGCAUGCUGAACUGAUGACACCCACUGCACCUGCAAUAAGCUGACCCAGCAACACUUCCCCACCGUUGUUUGCAAAGCAAGUAGAUCGGGCAAGGUCACUUAAGGUUGGCAGAGCCUUGGGAGCUGUAGGUUGGGGCACUGCCGCAUGCCAUGGCAGCUUUGCACAUUUGACAUUAGUGCGCUGCUGGGUGUUGCUGACGCUUCCGAAUGCGUCACUGCGCAUUUUGGAGCCGGGUUAAGGCGGCACGUGCGUGAUUCCCCCUUGAAUGAGCACGCAUGUUCUUACGUAAAGCAACUUUAUUGCUGUUACAUGAACGGGCCUUGCAUGCGAGGCUGUGCACCUCAACCACCCAUGCAGUAGCUGCACGCACGUGUAAGCCCGCAGCUCA
Chlamydomonas reinhardtii is the source of this 2875-nucleotide messenger RNA. RefSeq lists its product as uncharacterized. The record is from RefSeq and is a predicted model, not a curated record. Bases 327 to 2141 code for a protein of 604 amino acids. The transcript is spliced from 8 exons. NCBI's taxonomy places the organism in Eukaryota, Viridiplantae, Chlorophyta, Chlorophyceae, Chlamydomonadales, Chlamydomonadaceae.